UCCUGGAGCUGAUGAGCGCAGAAUAUUUAGGCGAAAGCGAGAGGAGGGGGGAGCGCGGGGCAGGAGGAGUACCUCGCCAAGAAAAUUAUGCAUGCGUUAGGGAAGCUCUGAGAGAAUGGCUGUGGAAGCUCUCCACUGUGGUUUGAAUCCACGGGGUAUUGAUCACCCUGCCCGUGCUGAAGGUAUUAAACUGCAAAUUGAAGGUGAAGGUGUGGAAUCUCAAUCUAUUAAAAACAAAAAUUUCCAGAAGGUGCCUGACCAAAAAGGAACCCCCAAGCGGCUGCAGGCAGAAGCUGAGACAGCUAAGUCAGCGACGGUAAAGCUGUCAAAACCAGUGGCUCUGUGGACCCAGCAGGAUGUCUGCAAGUGGUUGAAGAAACAUUGUCCAAAUCAGUAUCAGAUCUACAGUGAGUCAUUCAAACAGCAUGACAUAACUGGGCGAGCCCUGCUGAGACUCACGGACAAAAAGCUUGAGCGAAUGGGGAUUGCCCAGGAGAACCUCCGGCAGCACAUUCUACAACAGGUGCUCCAGCUGAAGGUGCGCGAAGAAGUCAGAAACCUACAGUUACUCACACAAGCCUCAGCCGAGGGUUCUCCAUAAACACGGUUAGCCUUCCAAGCUGCUGUCCUGCCAAUUGAUGUGAACAUGGCCUGUUCCUCACAGAAAGACUAACUCAUGGCACUGCCAGAAGAGAUCCUUGGAGCAUUGACAGAUUAACUGGAUUAACUGAAAAAACACCCAUUCAGUCAAGAUUAUGGGCUUUGGAAAAAUCUUAGUUUGCUGUGGAAUUUAAAUGAGGUGCAUAAUAUACAGUGCCAACUCGUUCCAAGUGGUCAUUGGCAGACCAUUAGCUGGAAAAUUGCUUCCAGUUUUCAUCACUGUGCAUAACUCAAGCUCCCUUUAGGGAGCUGUCUGUGCCCUUCACUAGAAGUCCUGUUUUAGCAUGGCAACUACUGGAUUAUUUUAUUAUGUGUGCAGAUGGCAUGAUGUUUUAGAAAAAAAUUACAGCAGUUCUGCAAUCUCAGUGGAAGUGUUCACAAUAUUAUGCCCUGGUAGGAAUGGAAACAUGUCUCGAUUUGUUAGUUAUGAUGUCUAAAGGUAUUCUGUCCAACUCUUAAGCACUUUAUAUGAGAGCACUAAACCGAGACAAAUUAGCACAUUCAGCACAUGUGAGAAAACAAGCAUUUUCCCUUUUCUUUUAUAAAUCUUGUCUUAUUUCUGGCUCAGACUGUCUAAGACAAACUCCACUAGUAGUAUAUGCCCAGUUAUUUGUGACAAAUCAGUGUAAAUUUGGCCACAAUACUGUUAGACUUAACCUCUGGACACUACAGAAUAACUGGAUGACUUACAGCACCAAAGGGAGGCAGGAGAGGCUCCUGGUGAUUGUAAUGUCUUAGUUCUUGGUCGCUCGUACCUACGCAUAACCUCCCACAUACAUAUACAAAUACUCAAAUGCAGGAGGCUUCUGUCUGACCCGUGUACACAUUCUCUCAUUCGGCAGAGUUCUUCCAAAGAAAUGAAGGGAGUAGCCUUCUUUGAAUCAAAGACCAUGGUGGACUGAUGGUGGAGGUAGUAGAAUGCAAUCUGAUUUUAAUGUUUUGGAAAGUUCCUAGGUCAAAUUCAAAUCAUAGAUUCUCUGAAAGGAAAAAAUAGCAAGUGAGCCCACUGUGUGCCCAGAGAAAAAAAAGGGUUCAGUCCCACACUGGAUUUCUUUCUUAAUAGAAACCUACUAGUCCCUUUGAGUCCUUCCUGGGAUUAUGCCAUACCUUUUAUUCUUUUUUUUUUUUUUUCUAUGUCUUACAGCAAAGCACAGUCCUGGGAAACCUGUCAAGUUAAUGAUUGAUUGUCUUUGUGAAUUAGAGGAGAAGUGUUCAUGUUGACUAACCCUACCAUAAGGCUUUAGUGGGUUGUUUUUUUUGUUUUUUUGUUUCUUUUUCCUGAAAGUAUAAAGUUGGCUGAAUCAAAAACUCAGCAAAGUAUAUUCUCUGUGCCUGCUAUCCCAGUCUGGGACUGACAGGCCUCAGAAGCUUUUCUUUAAAAUACAUGUGACGACUUCUGGAACUUUGCUAGCACAGGCAAGCUUGGCGUGCCAGGGUGUCUCCAGAUAUGUACUCAUUGUCUGCCUCUUCUUGAGGUCUCAAGAAAUGCGCAACCAUUUGGAAACUACCCCCGCCUGGAAUCUGGAAAUCUGAAAGGAAAGGGGAGACACAUCCAAGUGUGAUUCAGGUGAAUCACCAACAGGAUGGCUCAUCACAAGCUGCCAGGCUACAGAGUCAGAAGCGGGGACUUCCCACAGGAAACUGGGAGAAUUUUUAGACUCUUCUGAGACUUGACCUUGUGACAGGUCAACACCAGGACUAUCAAGCCCCCAACAGACCUUAAUUCUCUACAAUCUAGGAGAUGGAGGCCAUACCCUGGCUGCCAGUGCUCCUGGAUAUAACAUCCCAGUCUCCACUUUCCCCCUUUGAGGUUCAAUUCCAACAGCAGGGCUUCCUCUUCCUUUCAUUCCCUUCUUUACUCAGCAAACAUUAACUGAGCACCUAACACAGGCCAAGCUAUGGGUUAGUGCAACAAGUGUGCGAGGCAGGCUCUCCCUGCCCUUUGAGAGUGUAUCUUCUCCUCUAGAACAGUAUCACCACCAUACCUUUCCCACAGUGAACACUUAAUUUAGACAGCAUUUACCCUCUGCCAGAGUAACCCAGGAAAACACACGUGGCAGCAGGCUCUGAGCGAAUGGGCUACAGAAGAAGAGGUGGUUGACAGCAUUGGGUCACGAAUCUGCACCUGCCCACCCUCCCAGGGUCCAGACUGAGGUGGUUAGAGCUUUCCAAAGCAGCUUUCCAUUACUUUCUUUGCUGUCUACCUUGGCUACCUGUAGUCUUAUCCUUUAUAUGAGCACAACCACAUCCCUAGGCUGGAUUCUCUGAAGCCCCAAUUCUGUAACUUGUCCUCAGGACACAGAAUGGGCUGGAUAAACACUAAAGAACUACUGCCAGGUCCUGAAAUACGGUAGCUGGGAACUCACUGUUAUAGCCACAGACAUUCUGGGUCUACUGCAGAUGCCCUUAGAAAACUGGACACGCUCCGUGGUGCAAAUGUUCCCUAAAUGACAGUGGUUCAUUAUUACAUGUUUUGGCUUUUGCAAAAUAUUUCUUAUGAUUAAAUAAGUAGAGUU
Tupaia belangeri chinensis (Chinese tree shrew) is the source of this 3176-nucleotide messenger RNA. It is a transcript of the gene SAMD12, whose product is annotated as sterile alpha motif domain containing 12. Gene Ontology annotation, molecular function: protein binding. Lineage: Eukaryota; Metazoa; Chordata; Mammalia; Scandentia; Tupaiidae. The coding region runs from base 116 to 601 and encodes 161 amino acids. Gene Ontology annotation, cellular component: cytoplasmic side of plasma membrane. The record is from RefSeq and is a predicted model, not a curated record. The transcript is spliced from 5 exons. Gene Ontology annotation, biological process: cell surface receptor protein tyrosine kinase signaling pathway.